AUGGAAACUUCAAGUUCUAGCGGACAGUUAUUAUAUGGACCCGAAGAUCUGUCAGUGCUAUAUCUUCAGAGAGAACACAUUUCAAAUAAACUACUCAAUGAUGGCACAACAUAUCUUUUCAAAGUGAAAGUUCGACAGACGGAAAGUAAGAUUUUGGAUACGGAUAUUCAUGACAAUGUGAGGUAUUGGCUUGACAUAUUUGGUUUCAAAUGCGUGAUGGAUUGUGGGAAGUCGAUGAAGGUCGACAAUGAGAUUAUCACGGCUUUGCUUGAGCGUUGGAGGUCGGAAACGCACACUUUCCAUCUACCGAUUGGAGAGGCGACAGUGACUUUAGAAGAUAUGCAAGCCAUUUGA
This is a messenger RNA of Salvia hispanica, 354 nucleotides long. The record is from RefSeq and is a predicted model, not a curated record. Lineage: Eukaryota; Viridiplantae; Streptophyta; Magnoliopsida; Lamiales; Lamiaceae.